AUGACGACCAAUAAUGGUGGGGGUGGCUCCAAGCAGACAGUUAACACUUCAUGGACAGCUGGUGAACGUUAUGAAAACAGUGAGACCCAGAGCUUAGAAGAAAGAAAUGAGAGAGAAGUGCUGGAGAAUCCCCUUGAAGUCACUCGGGAUGCACAGAUUGGAGUCCAAAAGGCCGAAGCUAUGGCUUUGGUUUGGUCCAAAUCGGCCCUGUAUACUAUAUCUGCCUGGAUAUGGUUGUGCUUCUUCGUUCUGUCCCUGCAAGCGUCCAUCAGCGGCAACAUGAUCUACUACGCCUACGCAAAAUUCGCUUCAGCUCCCCAAAUAUCUCAGGCCUACAUUGUAUCAAGCAUCGUUGGCGGAGUUUUGCAGCUACCCAUUGCAAAGACCCUUAAUCUGUGGGGUCGAGCUGAGGGUUUCCUCACGUUUCUGGGGGUUUUCAUUCUAGGUCUAAUCGUGCUGGCCGCAUGCGACGGUCCCAAUGGGUUUGCGGCUGGCUACACCCUAUACUGGGUCGGCUAUACGGCCGUCAACUUCAUCUUGAGUGUCUUUGUUGCCGAUGCCUCUGGGCUACGAAAUCGAGCUUUUGCCUACGCAUUCAUCGGGACGCCGACCGUCUGUACGGCUUUUAUCGGCCCAGUUGUUGCGCAGGAAUUCAUCGCCCAUUCUACCUGGCGUUGGGCAUAUGGCAGUUUCGCUGUCACUAUCUUUGUUAUUUUCGUGCCUCUUGCAUUUGUUUUCAAAUACUACCAGCGCAAAGCCGAAAGAUUGAAUCUUUUAGUUCGGGCCCCAAGUGGUCGUAGUGCUAUGCAGUCCUUCUUACAUUACUUCCACGAAUUUGAUAUUGUCGGCGCUUGUCUCCUCAUGGCGGCUUUUAUCCUGUUUCUUUUACCGUUCAGCCUUGAGACAUAUGGCUUUAGCGGAUACUCCUCGCCAACUUUCAUCGCCAUGAUUGUCAUCGGAAUUCUGUUAUUCCCAGUCUUUGCAGUUUGGGAGUGUUUCUUCUCCAGAACCCCUUUCAUAAAAUGGGAGCUAUUCAAGAAACGUACAGUCCUCGGAGCAUGCAUAUUAUCGGCUGUGAUUUUCUUCAACUACUAUACAUGGGACCAAUACUUCUACUACUACGUACAAGUAGUCUACAAUCUCGAUACUACGAAGACAGGAUACAUGACACAGAUUUAUGGUGUCGGAUCAACUAUCUGGGCCGUUGUUUUCGGUAUCUGGAUUCGCCAGACAAAACACUUCAAGAACGUCUGUCUAUACUUCGGUGCACCACUGAUGCUACUAGGUGCUGGGCUCAUGAUUCACUUCCGAGGCUCCCAAAGCAACAUCGGAUACCUGGUUAUGUGUCAGAUAUUUAUUGCCGUUGGAGGUGGCACCCUAGUUAUCGGUGAUGAGAUGGCUGCCAUGGCUGCUGCAGACCAUGAUGGUGUCCCGUUAAUGAUUGCCAUGAUCAGUCUGUCUUCUAGUCUUGGUGGAGCUCUUGGGCAGGCUGUUGCAGCUGCCAUUUAUUCAAAUACUUUUCCGAAAGCGUUGCUAAGCGCGCUUCCUGGUUCUUCCAAAGCUGAUGCUGCGGCUAUUUAUGCUGGUGGUCCCGCUGCUCAGCUCUUGUAUCCUCCUGGCACCGAGACAAGGGACGCGAUAAACUAUGCGUGGGCAUACAGCCAGAAGUAUGAGUGUAUUACUGCGGCUGCUCUUGUUCUUAUUGCUUUUCCUACUAUUGCCAUGUGGAAAAACUACAAUGUUGACAAGAAGCAGGUGAAGGGGGUCGUCAUCUAA
Penicillium taxi is the source of this 1776-nucleotide messenger RNA. It is a transcript of the gene crmC, whose product is annotated as siderochrome-iron transporter crmC. Lineage: Eukaryota; Fungi; Ascomycota; Eurotiomycetes; Eurotiales; Aspergillaceae. The transcript has 2 exons. The record is from RefSeq and is a predicted model, not a curated record. The coding region runs from base 1 to 1776 and encodes 591 amino acids. Gene Ontology annotation, biological process: transmembrane transport. Gene Ontology annotation, molecular function: transmembrane transporter activity.